Molecule: messenger RNA, 1746 nt
Organism: Saccoglossus kowalevskii
Lineage: Eukaryota; Metazoa; Hemichordata; Enteropneusta; Harrimaniidae
Product: neuronal acetylcholine receptor subunit alpha-3-like
Biological process (GO): monoatomic ion transmembrane transport
Cellular component (GO): postsynaptic membrane
Molecular function (GO): transmembrane signaling receptor activity; acetylcholine-gated monoatomic cation-selective channel activity
Source: RefSeq, a predicted model, not a curated record
AUGACCGCCUGCAUGAAAAGUAAGCACGUUAAUCCGUUUGUUGGAUUGAUUCGUAAAUAUAGUGUCAAUGCGAAUCAGUUGAUGGCGCUAUUAUUGAAAGCUACGUUUAAGCUAUCUCAGCAAUCGUUGGUAAAUUUCGGACUGAAAUUCGUGGAAAUAGCUCGACAAGGACUGGGUUGCCAUGGUUCUGAGCACGAGGAGCGUCUUUUCAUGGCUUUAAUGAGUAACUACAACAGCUUGAUUCGUCCAGUGAAAUUUCCCAACGAGAUUCUUAAUGUCACAUUUGGUUUGUCAAUAUCGCAGCUAAUAAAAGUGGAUGAAAAGAACCAGAUUAUGACAGCCAGCAUGUGGGUUAAGCAGAAAUGGCGUGAUUUCCAGUUGGUAUGGGACCCCGAUCAGUUCGGCGGUCUCACUGUCUUGCACGUGCCUUCCAAUAUGAUAUGGAUGCCUGAUAUAGUACUUUAUAAUAAUGCGGAUGGUCCAUAUGACGUCACGAUGAUGACGAUGGCGAUUAUUUACAGUGAUGGGACAGUUUACUGGGUACCGCCUGCGGUUUACAAAAGUUCGUGUCAAAUCGACGUGGAUUACUUUCCCUUCGAUGAACAGCACUGCAGAAUGAAAUUCGGUUCAUGGACCUACGAUGGGGACCAUGUGGACCUGGGUGCCAUAUCUGAUAAAAUAGAACAGGAAGACUACUGGGAGAACGGGGAAUGGGAGAUUGUGGAAACGCCUGUCGAGCGUCAUGCUUUAAAAUAUCCGUGUUGCGCGGAAAUCUACGUGGACUUGACCUUCACGAUGGUUCUUCAUCGGAAACCGUUGUUUUACAUCGUCACACUGGUGUUACCUUGUUUACUAAUCUCGGUGUUGACGGUUUUCGUGUUCUACAUCCCGUCCGACUGCGGUGAGAAAAUCACGCUGUGUAUUUCAGUAUUACUAGCACUUAUUGUGUUUCUACUGCUGAUAUCGGAGAUCAUCCCACCCACCUCUAAAACAAUUCCUCUCAUCGGGAUUUAUUUACUCUUCACGAUGGUGUUAGUCAGUCUGUCAAUCAUUGUUACCGUCAUAGUGCUGAAUAUUCAUCAUCGUACAUCGACCACUCAUACGAUGCCUGAGUGGGUUAAGAGGUGGUUCCUACGCCGCCUACCAUCACUGCUGUUCAUGCAGAGGCCACGGUAUAACAAGAAACGUGCACAUGGUAAGUUGAAGGAGGUAUUAAGGCAGUCUAGAUCCAAUACAAGUCAAAGUGUGGCGGUUUGCUGUGAACCUCUUUCUAAGCCAAUGAAUGGCGACCCGAGGUCACAAUCUAUCCCAGUGCUUCUUGCGCAAAAAACGCGGGAAAAAAUAACCCCGUCACUACGCGAGGAAAUAGAGUGGAGAGAGCGUCACCGGAUCAAGCAUGAGCGAGGUCACGAUAAUGAUGGCAAUAAAGAAGAAGAUGAUGACGAUGAAGCUUACACAAUUCCAUUUGAAUUAAAAGGUGCAAUUGGUCAUAUUAAUUACAUUGUGGAGCAUCUGAAAGAAGAAGACAGGGUAGAGGAGAUAAGCGAAGAUUGGAAAUUCGUUGCUAUGGUGAUCGACAGAAUUUUUUUAUGGUUAUUUGUAAUAGUGUGUAUCAGCGGUACGUGCUCUAUUUUACUGGAUUCUCCGGUGAUCUGGGAGAACGGCACGGAACAUAAACGUUAUCAGCCGGAAAAACCGAUCAUUCAAGUUGUAGAAACGCCUCCAUAUCAACCACAAACUACUUGA